This is a messenger RNA of Argentina anserina (silverweed cinquefoil), 738 nucleotides long. Its product is annotated as peptidyl-prolyl cis-trans isomerase CYP18-1. Lineage: Eukaryota; Viridiplantae; Streptophyta; Magnoliopsida; Rosales; Rosaceae. The transcript has 6 exons. The record is from RefSeq and is a predicted model, not a curated record. Gene Ontology annotation, biological process: protein peptidyl-prolyl isomerization; protein folding. Bases 47 to 529 code for a protein of 160 amino acids. Gene Ontology annotation, cellular component: catalytic step 2 spliceosome. Gene Ontology annotation, molecular function: peptidyl-prolyl cis-trans isomerase activity.
UCUAAGUCUCAACCAGCAGCUCAAACUCGUCCGUCUCCGACGCAAUAUGUCUGUGACUCUUCACACAAAUCUCGGGGAUAUCAAGUGCGAGGUCUUCUGCGACGAGGUCCCUAAAACCGCCGAGAAUUUCUUGGCGCUGUGUGCGAGCGGUUAUUAUGAUGGGACUAUAUUUCAUAGGAAUAUAAAGGGUUUCAUGAUACAAGGUGGAGACCCGACUGGUACUGGCAAGGGAGGGACUAGCAUUUGGGGCAAGAAGUUCAAUGAUGAGAUAAGGGAGUCUCUCAAGCACAAUGCAAGGGGAAUAAUGUCAAUGGCUAAUAGUGGUCCGAAUACAAAUGGAAGCCAGUUCUUCAUUAGCUAUGCAAAGCAGCCGCAUCUCAAUGGGCUGUACACUGUGCUUGGCAAAGUAAUUCAUGGGUUUGAGGUUCUUGAUAUCAUGGAAAAGACUCCAACUGGACCGGGGGACCGUCCUCUUGCAGAGAUCAGGCUUAAUCGUGUGACUAUACAUGCCAAUCCUCUUGCUGGUUAGCCUUGAGUUUGGAUUGGUUGAAGGUGGCGGGAAUGUAAUCUAGCAAAUAGUUGCAGCUAUGUGUUUGAACAAUGAGAGGAUUAGACAUAGGGAAUGCUGUCAUCUCUAGCAGAGAAUAUGUAUAGCACAUUUUGAUUACUUCUUUAAGCGUAACUUGUAACUAGGGGAUCUUUCAUUCUUAUUACAUCGUUAUGACUCAUGUUGCCUGA